AGAUUUCCUCUUCUAUCAUUGGUCCAUUAUGGACUCGACGUAGGCGGCAGUGCAAAAAAAAAGAAAGAAACUGCGUUCAUUGUGGCUCCAGAGUCAGGGAGCAAGUCCGUGCAUGUUUCUCAAGAAUCUCGGAGCCAACAUGGCGGCCGGACCGAGGCAGUUUCCUUCAUCGUUUUAUAUGAAAACAACUGAAAAAGUAGGAGGGUAGCGUAACACAACAACAUCAGCGUCACAUGAUUCAUAAAGCCAGGCUGCCCUGUUCCAAUAUGGUGGUCAGCUUGGCGGAGCUGCGUCUCCCGUUGAUCAUAUCGUUCCUCUUCGGGCUCGGAACCUGCAGCCUUCAAGAGCCGCAGGUUUACGGACUGCGCCUGGAGGACGUUACCGAGCGGGUGUUCAUGCGCGAGCGGGUCAUCGUAGCUCCGCACGGGACCACCUUCAAGCUCAGAUUGUUUGGGUCCUACCUGUCCAAUGAGACCUGGCCGUGGGUCGCGUUCGCCGCGGAUGGAGGUGGUUCGGUUGACCCGUGCGGGCUGGAGGAACUCCGCAACUCUUCUGCGUUCCGGUUACGAAGAGCGUUCCCGUCAGAUGACGAAAACAGCGGGAUUAUAGAAGUCCAAACCGAAUCUGCAGCAUCCAAACCGGAGAAUAAAGAUGCAGAGCCUGUGCUCCAUCAUUUCUGCGUCUUAAAGGGCCAGACAUGGGGGUCUUUCGGGUCGGACAAGUUGGUUAUUAAGAACCCGGAUGUGCCAUCAGAUUACAUACCAUUAUGGGGUCUGAUUUUGGUGGUUGUGCUCCUGGUUUUGGUUUGCAUUGUGGUCAGAUGUGUGAAUCUGAGUUUGCUGUGGCUGGACCCACUGGAGCUGUAUGUUCUGCACAGCUGCGGUUCGGAGGAUGAAAAGCGGGCAGCCAAGCGCCUCAAGCCCAUCCGGAGGAGAGGAAACGUUCUAGUUUGUUCGCUCUUGUUCAUUUGUGCUUUGGGUCACUCAGGGCUCGGCGUCUUGUUGUACCGUCUCUUGGGGUCCAUUGUGCCCGCAGUGUUUACUAGUGGCUUCCUCAUAUUCCUUCUGGCUGAGCUGGUUCCUCAUAUUGUAUGUUCGGGUUAUGGGUUCCAGAUGGCACCGGGUUUGAUAUGGCUGGCCCAGAUCUGUCUCAUCCUGACGUGUCCACUUUCUUGUCCUCUCGGCCUCCUGCUGGACUUGAUCCUGCACCGGGACGUGAGCACUGUCGGCAUCCGUGAGAAAACCAUGGAAAUGAUUCGGACUAGUGUGAACGAUCCGUAUAAUGAGUUCGUCAAGGUGGAGUUCAGUAAAGGCGCUCUCAGGACCAAAACCGUGGAGGACAUCCUGACGCCCCUGAAAGACUGCUUCAUGCUGCCCUCCACGGCCGUGCUGGACUUCAACACCAUGUCUGAGAUCAUGCAGAGCGGUUACACUCGCGUCCCGGUGUACGAAGAGGAGAGGUCCAAUAUCAUCGAAAUCCUGUACGUCAAAGACCUGGCGCUGGUUGACCCGGAGGACCGCACUCCCAUGACCACCAUCACCAAGUUCUACAACCAUCCUCUGCAUUAUGUUUUUAAUGACACCAAACUGGAUGCAAUGCUGGAGGAAUUCAAAAAAGGAAACUCCCACCUGGCCAUCGUUCAGAAGGUGAAUAAUGAGGGCGAAGGAGAUCCGUUCUACGAGGUUCUGGGUCUGGUCACGCUGGAGGACGUCAUCGAGGAGAUCAUCAAAUCUGAGAUCCUGGACGAGUCUGAUGGCUACAUGGACAUGAAGGUGAAGCGUCCGAUGGCCCCGGUGGAGAUCCCUCUGGAGCCACGCAGCGUUCACGAUGAGUUCUCCAUCUUCAAACCUCCAGAGGGCGAACCCAAGAUCCGCACCUCUCCUCAGCUGUUGCUGGCCACCCAUCGAUUCCUGUCCCGAGAGGUGGAACACUUCGGCCCUCAGCGUGUGUCAGAGAGAGUCCUGUUUCAUCUGCUGCGGCACCCCAGCGUCAACCAAGAAGUGAAGUUUGACCCCGCGGUCCGGCUCAGUCCUGACCACUACCUGUACACACGAAACCAUCCGGUGGAUUACUUCAUCCUGCUGCUGCAGGGACGUGUGGAAGUGGAGAUCGGGAAAGAGGGUUUGAAGUUUGAGAAUGGUGCGUUCACAUACUACGGUGUUUCGGCGCUCACUGCUCCCUCCUCAGUCCAUCAGUCUCCGGUGUCCACACAGCAUCAGACCCCCAGAGACCCCUUUGAGCUGGGAGACGCCACCAGCCCGUCCAGCUACUGUCCCGACUACACAGUCCGAGCCCUCACUGACCUGCAGUUCAUCAAGGUGACCCGUCUGCAGUACCUCAACGCUGUGAUGGCGUCGCGGGUGGCCCAGAGCCCCGAGCCACCUGAAAUCAAGAUCCUGCCCAACAGUCAAACCAAACUCCUGAACGAGAAAAACACUACUCAAGACUUUCAGCUCCACUUUUCAUUCUUUGACACAAUUGAAAACUUCUGUUAGUGUGCUUUGCAUGAGACAGGAUUUAAAUGUCCAGGUGUGAGCAAAAGCCAGGAAUCCAGGCCAGACGAGGGGCUUCACAGCCAGAGAGGAGCGUUUUGACCUCUAUCUAGCCUUCCUGCAGAACUCACAAGGAUGUUAUUAUGACAACUCAUUUGUUUUUGUCAUCUUGAAUCUUUUACUCCUGGAAUGCAGCGAUUGAGCCAGAUGGAGGACUGUUGAGGAAAACAAGAGACGUGAUGUUCAAGACGUGUCUUUCUGGUCAGACGGGAUCUGUUCGCUCUGUUCUGCUUAUUCAGCUGUUCCCUGUGAUGUCACUUCCUCUGCACUCUGUUCGACUUCACUUAUUUCCUUAAUGCAUGUGCUACUAAAUUAAAUGUUGUGCCAAGAUCUUACCACCCCUGUCCUAACACACAAGCAGUAUUACAGCCCUGAAUCGUCCAGCCCCACUGUGCCAAAAUGGGUUCAGAGCCACAGAAAAUAGGCAUUUACUCACCCUCAUGCCACUCCAAACACAUAAUCUUGUCUUUUCCAAUUAAUCAUGUCUACAGCUGUCAGUGUCCCUCUGUAACAGCUUCACUGAAGCACUCAAAUGUUAUUCUCCAUGGCUUAAGUGCUAUCAAAUCUGAACACAAAUAAGAUUUUAGACCUUUGGGGAAGUACACUAUUAAAAAUAAAUGUUCUAUAUUGGCAUCUAUGGUUCCAUAAAGAACCGUUAACAUCAAUGGAAUCUUUCCAUUUUACAAAAGGUUCUUUUCUAGAAAAGGUUGUAGAAUAUUCAAAUGUUUGGUUGGAGCUGAACUGAAGGUAGAUUGGGGAGCCCUGUCAUAGAAGAAGCACUCUUGGGUUCCUCAAAGAACCUUUCAGUGAGCAGUUCUUAAAAUAACUAUUUUGUAUGUGUAAAGAACGUUUGAAAAAUAUAAAGAAUCUUUCAAUGGAAUGAAAAGGUUCCAUGGAUUUUAAAGAGUGCGCUUCUUUUUAAGAACUGUUCAUUGAAAGGUUCUUUUUGGAGCCAAAAAAGGCUCUUCUACAGUUAUUAAAGAUUCCAAAAGGGGCGUUUAGAAUGUUGCAGUGUGUGUGUGUGUGUGUGUUAAAGGAACAUUUUAAUAAUCUAAAGAACUUUUUUUCAUUAUCAAGAACCUUUUGUGCAAUGGUAAGGUUCUACAUGGAACCACCAAUGCUAGUUUAAAAAAUACGUAUUUUUAAAAGUGUAUUGUAUUCAUUGCGAAAAACCCCUUUUGGAACAUUGAUUUUUUUUUUUUUGUGUAGGAAAAGAUUAAUCAGUAAUAAUCGCAUUAAUGCUUUCCAAAUACAGGUUUAAGGGUGAGUCCUUAGGUACAAUAUUCCUUUUAGGUCCCGAUAAGUCAGUGCCAAUGUAAGUUUAUCUACAGAAAACUUGCAAGAAGUGAAAAGCUGGAUUUUUCACAUUAAAAUUGGUCUUCAGUGCAGAGGUAUCACUAAUUGGUAUGGGAAUAGGUCCUUCUCUGUCUUAGAAAUUCCUAUGAUUGGUCCAUUUAAUUAUCAUUACCUUUGCCUAAUAUAUUUCCCUCCAAAUCUUCAGAUUGUUAGAUUGAUUAUUUGCUGGAAAAACAUAAAUUUGAGAGCGACGUUACAACUUCUGCGUGAUCCUGACCCAGUUUUUCACUGCAUGUCUACAUCCGGCUGCCAUUCAAUUCUGCAUCUCAGAACAAUUGCAUAUUAGGUGACUAAAUGCAUGACUGUAGCAGGUGUAGCUAACAGUAUAAACUAAGUUCCAGUUCCAUUGGAUUAACAUGCAAUUUGAUUCUAGCAAUUCUGAAAAUCCCAGUGUUUUUGAGAUUGUAUCAUAUUUUGAAAUGUAGAAAUGUUGUGUAAUUAACCUAAAACCUACUCCUUAAUGAGUGUAAAAGAUUUUCUGGCAUUCCAUGGUGUUCUGUUCCAUCCGCUUGUCCUAGAGAAAACGCUUGGUUUAAACAUUUCAAGUUUAUUUUCGAUUUCUAUAGCAUGCCAGCAUACACUACCAUUCAGAUGUCUGGAGUAUAUGUUUUUAAACAAGUUUCUUAUGCACACCAAGAAUGUUUAUUUGAUUACAGUUUGUGAAAUAAUUGUGAAAUAAUAUUAGUUUAAAACAACAGUUUUUCAUUUGAAUAUAUUUUAAAAUGUAAUUUAAUUAAUGUGUUGCAAAGCUGAAUUUUCAGCAUCAUUCAGUGUCAUGUGAUCCUUCAGAAAUCGAAUCAUUCUAAUGCUGAUUUGCUGCUCAUGAAACAAAUUCCUAAUAUUAUCCAUGUUCAAAACAAUUGUGCUGCUUCAUAUUUUUGUGGAACCAUUAUAAAUUGUUUUCAAGUAUUUAAUGAUGAAUAAAACGUUCACAAACAAGAAUAGCAUUUAUUUGAAAUGGCAAUCUUAAAUCUCUACUAUAACUUUCGAUUGAUUGAGUUUAUUAUUUCGGAAUAAAAUAUGAAUUUAUUUUAAAAUAAUCAUGACCCCAAACUUUUGAACGGUAGUGUGUAAUUUGGGUUUUGAUGUGCAAAGGUGUGAUUUGAGUAACUUUCAGGAUAGCCUUAAUGUUCAAGAAAUUCAAGCCUUCAUUUGUUCUGUUUUAUUGAUGCAUAUAACCAAUUUUAAGCAGUUAUUUACAUGUGUGCUUAUUUAUGUUGUCAUUAUAGGCCAUCCGCUAAAAACUGACUUCACCGAUCAGUGUGUGAUCCAAGUAAAUAUUUUUCUGCUGUUCAAAAAGUUGUACUGUUUGUUCUGUUGUAAAAGUCAAAUUAUAUUGUCACAAAAUAACGAAUGUACAAUAUAUAUAUAGAUAGAUAGAUAGAUACUUAAAAAUAAUUAUCUUGGUUUACUCUAUUUAUCAAAAGAAAUGCUGAGAUUUUUGCGUAGGUUAGAGAUGACUGUAAAUUAAUUUCUGAGGUUGUAAAGUGGGAACAGUUGCUGGCAGAUGUCAAUUCUUCAGGUACAAACGUAGAUAUUACCAGGGAUUCAAACACGCUUUUACUUCUGACCAGCCAUUUUUGGUGGUUGAGAUUCUAAUCUUCUCUGUAUUGUACUUGAGCCGUUGAAUGCUCUUGAUAUCAACUCUUUCACAGGAAAUAAACACAGCCCAGUGCUUAACUGAU
Molecule: messenger RNA, 5593 nt
Organism: Carassius gibelio (silver crucian carp)
Lineage: Eukaryota; Metazoa; Chordata; Actinopteri; Cypriniformes; Cyprinidae
Product: metal transporter CNNM3
Exons: 10
Coding region: 234-2495 (753 amino acids)
Biological process (GO): transport; magnesium ion homeostasis
Cellular component (GO): plasma membrane
Molecular function (GO): transmembrane transporter activity
Source: RefSeq, a predicted model, not a curated record